Messenger RNA from Aspergillus ochraceoroseus IBT 24754, 707 nucleotides. It is a transcript of the gene pin1, whose product is annotated as peptidylprolyl isomerase ESS1. The transcript is spliced from 4 exons. Gene Ontology annotation, cellular component: nucleus; cytosol. The record is from RefSeq and is a predicted model, not a curated record. Gene Ontology annotation, molecular function: peptidyl-prolyl cis-trans isomerase activity; protein binding. Lineage: Eukaryota; Fungi; Ascomycota; Eurotiomycetes; Eurotiales; Aspergillaceae. The coding region runs from base 83 to 616 and encodes 177 amino acids.
CGAUUUACUACAGGCUUACAGCUCGAUUUCCAGGAUAAAACACCCCCUCGUAAUUAUAUAAAUACUACCUCUCUUCAUCAGCAUGGUAAAUACUGGACUUCCAGCAGGAUGGGAGGUGCGCCACUCCAACUCCAAGAACCUUCCUUACUACUUCAAUCCCAUGACCAGGGAAUCCUGCUGGGAACCCCCAGCGGAUACGGAUAUGGAAACUCUCAAGAUGUACAUGGCCAAGUUCCACAGCGGCAGUGCUGCCGUGCCCGAUGGUUCGGGUCAAGGUGAGGGCAAGAUCCGCUGCAGCCACCUCUUGGUGAAGCACAGAGACAGUAGACGUCCCAGUAGCUGGAAAGAGUCAGACAUCACUCGGUCGAAGGAGGAAGCGCGUCAAAUCCUGGAAGGCUACCAGGAACGGAUCCUGCGCGGGGAGAUUAGCUUGGGCGAUCUCGCAAUGUCAGAAUCGGACUGUAGUAGUGCCAGAAAGAAGGGUGAUCUCGGCUUCUUCGGACGCGGGGACAUGCAGAAAGAAUUCGAAGACGCAGCAUUUGCUCUACAACCCGGUGAAAUUAGUGAAAUCGUCGAUUCACAGUCGGGUCUUCAUCUUAUUGAACGUGUCCAGUAAAUAUGCUUUGGGUUGGCCACGCAUGCUUUUAUAUGUAUUUAAACCAAAUCCCAAGAGGAGAGAAAUUUAAAAUGUUGUUCCAACUUAUUCA